Molecule: messenger RNA, 6574 nt
Organism: Pelodiscus sinensis (Chinese soft-shelled turtle)
Lineage: Eukaryota; Metazoa; Chordata; Testudines; Trionychidae
Source: RefSeq, a predicted model, not a curated record
GCGUCCUUACUUAGCCAGUCCCUUGCAGCCUCCUCUGUUUUCCUGUCUCCUGAGCGUGUGCAUUGAUUUCCCCGUUGCUCUCCUUGGAAAGAGCUGGAAGCGUAGCCCAGUGAGCCAGUGAGCAGUGCUGCUGCACAGAGAGUGCCUGAGAGCGAGAGCGGGCGAGAUGGGAAAAUGUGUCUGCAUCAGCAGCACUGCAGUGGUAAAGCCAUUGCCUGGCUCUCUGCAUGUUAGUGCUCGCAGAGCCCUGCUCCGGGGAGCCGAGGAGUCGAGAUGAAACGCACCGGCCGCCUCUCCUCACUGCCGUUCCCGUGGCAUCGUGCGUUAAUUGCUGAGAGUUAUUGUCCUUCCCGUAGCCAGCUGCCUGCAUCUCGCCGAGUGCUGCAGGAGAGGCAGUGAGGGGGAGCACGCGGCACCAGCCAGGUUCCCUGUCCCACAAGGAGGACUUGGAAUGAUGUGCCAGCACGGCCAAGCUCUGCUGCAAGGGUGCACCGAGCCUCUGCACCAGCUGGACUUAAGGUUAUUGAUGCUUCGUAAAGGUGCCCCGGACUUUGUCUAGCAACUAGCUGGAGGCAUCCGCUGCCCUCUGGGGCUUGCAUCUUCCCGUCAUUCCUGGUGCUGCUCUCUGGGCUGCCAGCAUCCCAGCCAGGGGAGGAGACGGUCCGGCAGUGGAGGGUCUGGCAGGAAGGGUCAGGGUGAGCACUGGGGAGGAUUCCAGCCCUGACCCACCAUGGCUCAGGCAGCCAAGCAGCUGAAGAAGAUUAAAGAUAUUGAGGCACAGGCUCUGCAGGAGCAGAAGGAGAAGGAAGAAUCCAACCGCAAGCGCAGGAAUCGCUCUCGGGACCGGAAGAAAAAGGCUGAUGCGGCAACCAGUUUCCUGAGAGCGGCGAGAUCCGGGAACCUGGACAAAGCCUUGGAUCACCUGAGCAAUGGGGUAGAUAUUAACACCUGCAACCAGAAUGGGCUGAACGCCCUGCACCUGGCCUCCAAGGAAGGCCACGUGAAGAUGGUGGCUGAGCUGCUGCACAAGGAAAUCGUUUUAGAAACGACGACCAAGGUGAGGGUUGGCGCGGGCAGGACAAGGGGGGGCCCAGCUCAUCCUUCGUCCCAGACCCAGGGCAGGCUGGGCUUGCGAAGGCUCUGGGCUGGCACUCGGGAGCCUUGGGGGGGCUGUUUCCGUCUCUGCCACAGCCUCCCUCUGCGGCCUUGGGCAGGUUCCUUUGCCUCUUUGCUGUAUAAACGGGCGGGUGAUGCUGACCUGCCUGCUGGGGCUCGGUGCCCACUGCGGGGCUCCUGGCUGGCUGACUGGGAUGGAGAUGGGCCUCGCUACCUCUGCUAUGAGCAGACACUUUCCAGCCCUUUGUUCUCCUGGCAGAGCAGGGUGUGGGACUGCCCCACGGACCAACACCCCUGGAGUUGGCGUCUGCCUGUCCUGUUGUGCCCCCAGGGUGGGUGCCGUGUCGGGCGGGGAGGGGCAGCCCAAUGGUCACGCGUGGCUCCGUGUCCGCAGAAAGGCUUCACGCCCCUCUACAUGGCGGCGCAGGAGAAUCACCUGGACGUUGUGAAGUUCCUGCUGGAGAGCGGUGCCAACCAGAACGUGGCCACAGAGGUGAGGCCGCCCAGGGCUGGUGCUCAGGGCUGCGUGUCCCGCCCAGGCCCCCCCUCCUCUGACUCCCCAGCGGGUGGGGCGCUGAUAGCCCAGGGGUCCCCAGCUCUGACUCCCCAGCGGAAUGGGAUCACCCCACUGCAUGUGGCGUCCCGACGGGGCAACAUCAUGAUGGUGCGGCUGCGGAACGGCCUGUCGCCCAUUCACAUGGCGGCGCAGGGAGACCACCUGGACUGCGUGCGGCUGCUGCUGCAGCGCGGCGCCGAGAUCGACGACAUCACGCUGGACCACCUGACGCCGCUUCACGUGGCCGCCCACUGCGGGCACCACCGCGUGGCCAAGCUGCUGCUGGAGAAGGGGGCCAAGCCCAACGCCCGCGCCCACCUGACGCCGCUUCACGUGGCCGCCCACUGCGGGCACCACCGCGUGGCCAAGCUGCUGCUGGAGAAGGGGGCCAAGCCCAACGCCCGCGCGCUGUCUGGCCUGACCCCUCUGCACGUGGCCGCCUUCAUGGGGCACCUGUCCAUCGUCAAGAUCUUGCUCCAGCGCGGCGCGUCCCCCAACGUCUCCAACGUGAAGGUGGAGACACCGCUGCACAUGGCAGCCAGAGCCGGGCACACAGAAGUGGCCAAGUACCUGCUGCAGAACAAAGCCAAAGUCAAUGCGAAAGCCAAGGACGACCAGACCCCCUUGCACUGCGCCGCACGCAUCGGCCACACGAGCAUGGUGAAGCUGCUGCUGGAGAACGACGCCAGCCCCAACCUGGCCACCACCGCCGGGCACACGCCCCUGCACAUCGCUGCCCGGGAGGGGCACGUGGACACCGCCCUGGCGCUGCUGGACAAGGAGGCCUCGCAGGCCUGCAUGACCAAGAAAGGAUUUACCCCCCUGCACGCUGCAGCCAAGUACGGGAAGGUGGACGUGGCCAGGGCCCUGCUGGAGCGCGAGGCCCAUCCCAACGCGGCGGGGAAGAACGGCCUGACCCCCCUGCACGUGGCCGUGCACCACAACAACCUGGAGAUCGUGAGGCUGCUGCUGCCGAAGGGCAGCUCCCCGCACAGCUCGGCCUGGGUAAGGCUCCACAGUGGCCUGACUCCUCUACACCUGGUGGCCCAGGAGGGCCAUGUGCCAGUCGCCGAUGUGCUGGUCAGACAUGGUGUCACGGUGGAUGCAGCGACCCGGAUGGGCUACACCCCACUGCACGUGGCCAGCCAUUAUGGCAACAUCAAGCUGGUGAAAUUUUUGCUGCAGCACCAGGCAGACGUCAAUGCCAAGACUAAGCUCGGCUACACCCCUCUGCACCAGGCCGCUCAGCAGGGGCACACGGACAUCGUGACGCUGCUGCUGCGCCACGGCGCCUCCCCCAACGAGGUCAGCUUGAACGGCACCACCCCGCUGGCCAUUGCCAAGCGCCUCGGCUACAUCUCGGUCACAGAUGUGCUCAAGUUGGUCACCGAAGAGACCGGCGUCCCGGUGAGUUGCUGCCCUGCCCCUCGCAGCGUGGGGCGGUCUCCCUGUGGGGCUCCCCUUGCAGCGUGGGGCGGUCUCCCUGCGGGGCUGUGGGGCUCCCUCGCAGCAUGGGGCGGUCUCCCUGUGGGGCUCCCCUUGCAGCGUGGGGCGGUCUCCCUGCGGGGCUGGGAGGAGCUGGCUGGUUCCCAGCCUGAGAAGCAGGAGUCCAGGGAGCAGGAGGACAAGGAGAUGGAGUUUGUCCCCAAGCUGGAUCAAGGCCAAGGAACAAGCCUGGCUCAGGCAGAAAUGCUGGCCCAUACGGAGCUGGGCACAAUCAGCUCAGCCCUGCACCAGCCCAGGGACGGGCAGGGAGGAGACCUGAGGUCUGGCCCUGUUGGGCUGAGCCGUGUCUUGGUUCCAGGGGAGGAGCUGGCUGGUUCCCAGCCUGAGAAGCAGGAGUCCAGGGAGCAGGAGGACAAGGAGAUGGAGUUUGUCCCCAAGCUGGAUCAAGGGGUGGAGUCUCCAGCCAUCCCGCCGAUCCCCUGCGUCACGCCUGAGACCGCAGAUUUGAACCUAGAACUUCUGAAGCUUGCUGUUUCCUAUCUCGCUCAGCCAUCCAAGGAGCUGGACGACGACUCGCUUAUCCCCAGCAGCCCCGCGACAGAGACCUCGGACAACAUCAGCCCGGUGGCCAGUCCUGUGCACACAGGUGUUGGCCACCUGGGCAGCUUUCCCCUGGCAGACCCCCUCUCUCACUCAUGCAGGCCAUCCAAGGAGCUGGACGACGACUCGCUUAUCCCCAGCAGCCCCGCGACAGAGACCUCGGACAACAUCAGCCCGAAACUGAGCACGCCGCCGCCCCUGGCGGAGGAGGAGGGUCUGGCCAGCAGGAUCAUCGCCCUGGGGCCCGCUGGGGCGCAGUUCCUGAGCCCUGUGAUCGUGGAGAUCCCGCAUUUUGCGUCGGCCGGGCGGCGGGACCGGGAGCUGGUGGUGCUGCGCAGCGAGAACGGCUCCGUCUGGAAGGAGCAUCGCAACCGCUACAGCGAGAGCUACCUGGACCAGGUGCUCAAUGGCAUGGAUGAAGAGCUGGAGAGCCUGGAGGAGCUAGAGAAGAAGAGGAUUUGCCGCAUCAUCAGCACCGAUUUCCCCCGCUACUUCGUGGUCAUGUCCCGCGUCUGCCAGGACUGCGACCUGAUUGGCCCGGAGGGGGGGUGUCUGAAGAGCUCCCUAGUGCCCAUGGUGCAGGCCACCUUCCCGGAGACGGCUGUCACCAAGAGAGUCAAGCUGGCUCUGCAGGUACCGGUCCUCCCUGGGCCAGGGACAGACAGAGGAUGGGUAGGUUCCAGGCAUCGCUGCCCCAGGCCAACAGAGACAGGGACCGGUCCCAGGUGUCAAUGCCCCGGGGCCGACACGGACGAAGGGACAGAGUCUGAGGGUAUGUCUACACUACAGAGUUUUUUUCGGAAAAACAACCAUUUUUCCAAAAUAACUUCAAUUAUGUCCACCCUGCAGUUGUGUUCUUCUGCAAGAAAAUUGAGAGAAUUGAGGGGGUUUCCGAGAUUGGUAAUCCUCAUUUUACUAGGAAGAACCCUUUUUACAGACAGACAGAGGCUGGGCACAGCCCAGGCCCAGUGGGAGGACAUCACAGGGACUACGAAGCUGGUGUACGCCCAUGAGUGUGCCAGCUUCACCACCAAAGUGUCUGCCCGGUUCUGGCUGGCAGAUUGCCCGCGCACGGCCGAGGCUGCCCACUUCCCCAGCCUGCUGUACCAGGAGCUGACGGCCGUGCCCUACAUGGCCAAGUUCGUGGUGUUUGCCAAGAUGAGCAGCACGCGGGAGGGGCGGCUGCGCUGCUACUGCAUGACCGACGACACAGUGGACAAGACGCUGGAGCAGCACCAGAGAUUCAGGCAUAGCGCCCUCCCCCGGGCCCAGGUGCUGGAGGGGAUGCCCCUGCACGUGGAGCUCUCGGGGAAUCUGGCGCCUGUCAAGAAGGCCACGCAGCAGCGCCGCUUCCACUUCCAGGCCUUCCAGGAGAACCGGCUGGCGGCGCUUGGCCCACGGCAGCUUCUCCUCCAGGGGACCGGCAGCGAGGAGCGAAGGAGGACGCUGACACCGCUGGCGCUGCGCGAGAGAUACAGCACCCUCGCUGAGAGCCCGCUGGGCUCUCUGAGCGGCGCGGAGAAGGCUGACGUGAAGAUGGCUGCUAUCUCGGAGCACCUGGGCCUCAGCUGGGCUGAGCUGGCCCGGGAGCUGCAGUUUGGGGUGGACGAUAUCAACCGGAUCCGGGUGGAGAACCCCAAUUCCCUGCUGGAGCAGAGCGUGGCCAUGCUCAACCUGUGGGUCAGCCGGGAGGGCAAGAAUGCCAAGAUGGAGAAUCUGUACGCGGCCCUGAGGAGCAUCGACCGCGGCGAGAUUGUCCGCAUGAUGGAGGGUGCCGGCCGGCCGAGCCACGGCCCAAAGGGCGAGCAGCAUUGCGCCGACAAGGACUACUCCCUCUCGCCCUCCCAGAUGAAUGGUUAUGCCUCGCUGCAGGACGAGCUCCUGUCCCCCGCCUCCCUGCACUACACGCUGCCCUCCCCACUGCGUGCAGACCAGUACUGGCACGAGGUGACCGUCCUGGACGCCAUGCCCUUGGCCCCCACUGAGCCGGACGCCCUGCUGGAGCUGUCCGACAUGCAGGUGUGGUCUGCGGGGCUCACCCCCUCACUGGUGACCGCCGAAGACUCCUCCCUGGAGUGCAGCAAGGCUGAGGACUCGGAUGCCAUGAGCGAAGGCCGUUUCCCAGGGCUGCUGCUGGAUGACACCCACGCCCCGGACCAGCUGGGCUCGCUGGAUCUGGCUGAGGACGACACAGUGGAUUCAGAUGCUAUGAAUGGCCUGAUCGACCUGCUGGAGCAGGAGGAAGGGCAGGGGUCAGAGGAGAAGCUGCCAGCGUGUGAGCACCAGGCCGGGCUGGCGGGGGAGCGGGGCUCGGAGGAUGAAGUCUCUUUUGUUGCAGGCCAGCAGAGGGUGCAGGCCAGGAUCCUGGAGUCGCCCACUGUGAGCUGGGUUGCAGAGAGGAGCACGGCCAGGCUGAGGGACUGGAAUGCAGAAGGCUCCUUUGUCUCCUGCCUGCAGGACCUGCCUGCGGGCUCCUGGCAGGAGGGGGGCCCCAGAACUCCCGGGGUCGGGGGGUUGCUCGCGGGGCCCGGCAGAGGGCCUGGGGGGGCCCGUGGGGCACUGGCUCCCUGCCCUUCCCCCUCACUGCCUCAUUUGUUCUCCCCUCUGGCGCUGCAGGGCAACGAGGUUCAGGAUAUCCCCGGGGAGCAAGUGACGGAGGAGCAAUUCACUGAUGAGCAAGGCAACAUCGUCACCAAGAAGGUCGUGCGGAAGGUGGUGCGGCGGAUCAGCGCGGGCGACGAGGAUGCCAGGCGGGUGCCCAAGGAGGUGAUUCUCGAGGGCUCGCUGCAAGAGCCGCAGGAGCUGGAAGCCGAGGCGGAGAGGAGGCGCGAGGGCACAGCCCGGACUCGGAGCUGA